GGAGGGCCGGAGGGCCGGGCCGCGGGUACGGCGGCUGAAGAGAGACAGUCGGAGCGGGAGGGGGGGGCGAGAACGAAGGCGGCGGGAGCGGUGCUCAAACCGGCGUGGGCCGCGGGGCAGGAAACGGCGGCCGGGCCGAAGGGCCGCCGAGUUGCGGAGGAGCAGAGUGUAAAGAAUUGGAAACCAAGGAGCCAUGGAUAGAAGUGUGGGUGAAACAGAAAAUGGAGAUGCUUUCCUUGACCUGAAGAAGUUGACCUCCAAAUCCCCUCAUCGAUAUACAAAAGAGGAGCUCUUGGAUAUAAAAGAACGUCCCUAUUCCAAACAGAGACCUUCAUGCCUCUCUGAAAAAUAUGACAGCGAUGGUGUCUGGGACCCUGAGAAGUGGCAUGCCUCUCUCUACCCAGCUUCAGGGCGGAGCUCACCAGUGGACAAUCUGAAGAAGGAAUUGGACACAGACCGACCUUCCUUGGCACGCAGAAUAGUGGAUCCUCGAGAGCGUGUGAAAGAGGACGACUUAGAUGUUGUUCUCAGUCCACAGAGACGAAGCUUUGGUGGAGGCUGCCAUGUGACAGCUGCUGUGAGCUCCCGACGCUCAGGAAGCCCGUUGGAGAAAGACAGCGAUGGGCUUCGCCUGCUUGGUGGACGCAGGAUCGGCAGUGGAAGAAUCAUCUCUGCCCGGACCUUUGAGAAGGAUCACCGUCUUAGUGAUAAGGACCUUCGGGACUUAAGAGACCGAGACCGUGAACGGGACUACAAGGACAAGCGUUUCAGGAGAGAGUUUGGGGAUAGUAAGCGUGUCUUUGGCGAGCGUAGAAGAAACGAUUCUUUCACGGAAGAAGAACCAGAAUGGUUCUCAGCUGGACCCACAAGUCAGUCUGAAACCAUUGAGCUGACUGGCUUUGAUGAUAAGAUACUGGAAGAAGAUCACAAAGGAAAGAAGAGAACAAGACGACGGCCAACCCCUCUGAAGGAAGGCAUAGUCGUGUGCAAUGGAGGAGUGGCCGAAGAGGAGGAGGUGGAGGUCAUUCUUGCACAGGAGCCUGCGGCUGAUCAGGAAGUGCCAAGGGAUGCCAUCUUGCCCGAGCAGUCCCCAGGAGAAUUUGACUUUAAUGAGUUCUUUAACCUUGAUAAGGUGCCAUGCUUGGCUUCGAUGAUAGAAGAUGUGUUGGGGGAAGGGUCAGUCUCUGCCAGUCGGUUCAGUAGGUGGUUCUCUAACCCCAGCCGAUCAGGAAGCCGGUCCAGCAGUCUUGGGUCAACACCACAUGAAGAACUGGAGAGACUUGCAGGUUUGGAGCAGGCCAUCCUCUCUCCUGGACAGAAUUCGGGGAAUUACUUUGCUCCUAUACCAUUAGAAGAUCACACUGAAAAUAAAGUGGAUAUUUUAGAAAUGCUACAGAAAGCCAAAGUGGACUUAAAACCUCUUCUCUCCAGCCUUUCUGCAAAUAAGGAAAAACUUAAAGAAAGCUCACAUUCAGGGGUUGUGCUUUCAGUGGAAGAGGUAGAAGCAGGGCUCAAGGGCUUGAAGGUGGACCAGCAAGUAAAGAAUUCAACUCCUUUCAUGGCAGAGCAUCUAGAGGAGACCCUAAAUGCUGUAACGAGCCAUCGGCAACUCAAAAAGGAUGGAGAUAUGACUGCGUUCAACAAGCUAGUGAGCACCAUGAAGGCAAGUGGGACUUUGCCUUCACAACCCAAAGCCAGUCGAAACCUUGAAAGCCAUUUGAUAUCCUCUGCUGAGAUUCCAGGCCAGCCGGUCCCUAAGAACAUCCUUCAGGAACUUCUGGGUCCACCAGUUCAGAGACCUGCAUCUUCCAAUCUUCUGAGUGGCCUUAUGGGGAGCUUGGAGCCAACAGCAUCUCUACUGGGCCAAAGAGCAUCCUCUCCUCCCUUGUCACAUGUGUUCCAAACGCGAGCAGCCUCUGCAGACUACCUUCGCCCUAGAAUAUCAUCACCAAUUGGUUUCACACCAGGACCGCAGCAGCUGCUCGGAGACCCUUUCCAAGGCAUGCGCAAGCCCAUGAGCCCCAUCACAGCCCAGAUGAGCCAGCUAGAACUGCAACAGGCUGCUUUGGAGGGCCUGGCCUUGCCACAUGACCUUGCAUUGCAGACAGCAAACUUCUACCAACCUGGUUUUGGCAAACCACAGGUGGACCGAACCAGAGAUGGAUUCAGAAACAGGCAGCAGCGAGUGACCAAGUCGCCAGCAUCUGUGCAUCAAGGGAAUUCCUCUUCCCCCGCCCCAUCUGCCUCCAUCACAAGCAUGCUUUCUCCUUCGUUCACUCCUACCUCAGUGAUUCGUAAGAUGUAUGAGAGCAAAGAGAAAAGCAAGGACGAACCAGCAUCUGGAAAAGCAGCAGCUGCUGACAGUAAAGAGGACACUCAGAAAACCAGUGAAGAGAACCACGUAUCAUCUAACUCUGUGUCCACUGCCGAGCGAGACUCUUCUCCCACCACAAACCCUAAAAUGUCAACCUUGCAGCGGUCUUCAUGCUCUACCCCACUGUCCCAAACCAACCGUUACGCCAAAGAACAAGACUAUCGACCUAAAGCAACCGGGAGAAAAACACCCACCUUGGCUUCACCAGUUUCAGGAGCACCUUUUCUCCGUCCUGUCCACCAAGUUCCUCUCGUCCCCCAUGUACCCAUUGUUCGGCCUGCUCACCAGCUUCACCCAGGGCUGGUCCAAAGGAUGCUGGCCCAGGGAGCACACCCACAGCAUCUUCCAAGUUUGCUCCAAGCUGGUGUGCUUCCUCCUGGGAUGGAUCUGACUCAUUUACAGGGAAUAUCUGGUCCAAUCCUGGGUCAGCCUUUUUACCCUUUACCUGCCACCAGUCACCCUCUUCUAAACCCUCGUCCUGGGACACCUCUGCAUCUGGCAGUGAUGCAGCAGCAGUUACAGCGCUCAGUUCUGCACCCUCCAGGCUCUGGCUCUCAGGCAGCAGCUGUCAGCGUUCCAAUCACCCCUCAGAAUGUGCCCAGCCGGUCAGGCCUGCCCCACGUGCAUGCCCAGCUGGAGCACCGCCCCAGCCAGAGGAGCAGCUCUCCCGUGGGCCUGGCCAAGUGGUUUGGCUCGGAUGUGCUGCAGCAGCCCCUGCCCUCCAUGCCUGCCAAAGUCAUCAGUGUGGACGAGCUGGAAUACCGACAGUGAGCAGCACAGGGUGAGGUUCACCUAAGCCUGGACCUAGAGUGACAGUUAAGUCAGGACUCUGCUUCCUCAUCCAGGGUUGCUUUACUGGCUUUUAUUUUGGAACAAUCUGAUGAAACUGUUUGGGGGCCUUUAGAAUGGAUGUCCAUGCAUCAGAUGUGGUCUGCAUUGUGGUGAAAGGGUCUCUUAGCCCAUCAGUGGAACCCACGGUCUGAACACAGGAGGCAAUACUGUCCAUCCUGAAAACAGUCCUUUUUUUUUGUAAGAUAUGUGAAUGAAGUGUUGGUGUCGGCACCUAAGGGUUCUGAGGAAAUGAAUGUAUAGACCCUUAUGUACAGACCUGUGUAUAAACAACUUUUGUAUAUACAUAUAGGAUAGCUUUUUUGAACUUAUACAGCUGUACAUAAAAGUAGCUGAUAUUAGUUAAGCCUGUGUCAACAUUUUGGUGUUUUUUUUCACUUGUACAUUUGGGACUUUUUUUUUUGGUUGAUUAAAGUUGCAUAUGCUAAGUGUGUGAAUGAAGUCAGUG
Messenger RNA from Chrysochloris asiatica (Cape golden mole), 3671 nucleotides. It is a transcript of the gene EIF4ENIF1, whose product is annotated as eukaryotic translation initiation factor 4E nuclear import factor 1. Gene Ontology annotation, cellular component: nucleus; cytoplasm. The transcript is spliced from 19 exons. Bases 194 to 3145 code for a protein of 983 amino acids. Gene Ontology annotation, molecular function: mRNA binding. NCBI's taxonomy places the organism in Eukaryota, Metazoa, Chordata, Mammalia, Afrosoricida, Chrysochloridae. Gene Ontology annotation, biological process: negative regulation of translation. The record is from RefSeq and is a predicted model, not a curated record.